AUGUUCGAAAUCGAGGAACAAGAGACUGUCCACUACUAUGCCCCGGUAAACGACGGUGUCCGGGUUGCGGAAAUUUACGAGGACAUUUUUGAAAAGCACCCGUCCGUCUCGCUGGUCAUCCACAUCCUCCCGUUCAAGGAUUCAAUCGAAUACAAAUUUGCCGACUUGGAUCGUGAAAUGGUGCUCGGCAACGUGGCCCAGUGGAUUGGACGGGAGGCUCUGAAGAGCUCUGGUCUCGGAAAGGCUGCUGCUAUGUCCGAGGUAUCCCAUGAUCUGACGGUCAAACGCAUCGUCGACUCAAACAAUGACAAGGAUAAUGCCGAGACGCAGAUUCCUCGCUUCAAUCAAGCACUCGUUAGCCAAUCUGGCCAAUUGCUUCACGAUCUCACAAAAGAAAAAAAUGGUACCCUGGCUGAUGUGGACACGGCGACCUUGUCUUUUGACGGCUUCCCAUUGAACGUCUCCAAGUUUUCA
Molecule: messenger RNA, 474 nt
Organism: Mesorhabditis spiculigera
Lineage: Eukaryota; Metazoa; Nematoda; Chromadorea; Rhabditida; Rhabditidae
Source: the annotation of a GenBank genome assembly